Messenger RNA from Sclerotinia trifoliorum, 5076 nucleotides. Lineage: Eukaryota; Fungi; Ascomycota; Leotiomycetes; Helotiales; Sclerotiniaceae. The record is from the annotation of a GenBank genome assembly.
AAACCUAUACUGUACAUACAUACAUCCAUCCACGAUCAUAUACACAUACAUACGUGUGGCGGGGUUCUAAUUCCUGUACUUUUCUCUCAAAAAAUAUUACAUUUCCCUUCUUUCAAUGUUAUAGUUAACCAAAAUUCUACUUUUCAACAACUAUCCAAAUCAUCUCGUUAAUUCAAAAUGUCGAAAGCCGCUUCUGCGCGAGCAAAGUUCGCAGAACUUCGUGCUCUUCGAGAGUCUGGAAAGAAACGUCUCGACACUUAUGAAAUACAUCAGGAAGAAGAUUUAUAUGAAGAGGUCGACGAAGAAGGUUACAAGAAAGUUGUAAGGAAUCGCUUAAAUCAAGAUGAUUUCGUUAUCGACGACAACGGGGAAGGUUAUGCGGACGAUGGCCGCGAGGAUUGGGAUCGGGACCAUAGACAAGGCUACGGUAGCGAAAGUGAAGAAGAGCUUCCUGUUAAGGGCAAGAAUGGAAAGGCUGGUAGGUUCUUCGAGACUUGGAUAUCGAAGGCGUACCUGACAGUCCCAUAGCAAAGAGGAAACGUGAAGAAGAGAAAGCCAAAAAAGAGAAUAUGGACAAAGGUAUCAGCAACUACUUCACCAAAGGACCGGUAGCGGCUCAACAAAAACCAAAGGUAAUUGCGAUUUGUCUGACCUGUUUACAUAUCGCUAAUUGUGACAGCCCGUCAAAACGAAAGCAGAUGAAGAUUUCUUAGAAGGACUUUUAGGGCAGGUAGACAUGAACGUUCCUCGACCGAAACCCCAACCUUCGAGAGCCAGUAGGACACAGGAGAAGAGGAGGACGAGAGCCUUAUCUCCAGCAUUAAACGAUCCCAGACAUAUGUCUAAAAGAACUAAGGUAGCGGAUAGUCGAUCCGCUGAUAUUACGAAUGCACCUUCAAGCCCCCCUGUUUAUUUGGGUGAUGAUGAUGAUUUCAUGGCUGGAAUUGACGAUGAUGAUAUGCCAAUGGAUGAGCCGCAACCCUCAUCUCCUGUGGCGAAAGCUGUCGAGAGAAGACUUCAUAUUAGUGUCAAGGAAGAAGAGGAUGAGGAUGAAGACAUGAUGGAGGUUGCUCAAGCGGAUGGUAUCACAGGGGCCAGCGUCAAUAUUUCCGGAACUAGGCCCCCACCCAAGCUGAAAAAGGAGUUAUGCACAACUCCAAUAACCUCAUCUCCACCCCGCGGUUCAGCUGACGAAGUUGAUGCGUCAUCUUGGAACGAUGUUACCCAAAAAUUGAACGUUAUGAAUAGUAGUCAACCUUCAGAGACAAUGUCGUUUGGAAAGCUCGACUAUAACGACGCAAUUGAAGAAGAUGGAAGUCUUCAUAUGUUCUGGACUGAUUAUACUGAAAUUAAUGGCAGUUUAUGUCUUUUUGGCAAAGUUAAGAACAAGAAGACAGGUAAUUUUGUUAGUUGUUUUGUAAAGGUUGAUAACAUCCUGAGGAAACUAUUUUUCCUUCCACGGCAAUAUCGUAAGCGCCAUGGGCAGGACGCAACCGAUGAAGUGGAGAUGAAGGAUGUUUACGAAGAAAUUGAUGACAUGAUGACGAAAAUGAACGUUGGAAUGCACAAAAUAAAACCUUGCACUAGAAAAUACGCCUUCGAGCUACCCGAUAUACCAAAAGAGGGCGAAUAUCUGAAGUUGUUAUACCCCUAUUCCAGUGAGUGUAAAAUCUGACACCUAACUACUUAGCUGACAACUCUAGAAUCCGCAUUACACGCCGACCAGCACAGCGGCUCAACUUUCUCUCACGUCUUUGGAUCAAAUACUCCUCUUUUUGAACAAUUUGUUCUCUGGAAGAACAUCAUGGGUCCAUGUUGGUUAAAGAUCGAAGAUGCAGACUUUGGAGCUCUUAAAAAUGCUUCUCACUGCAAAUUAGAAGUACAGGUUUCGAAACCGAAUCUCAUUAUUCCCAUCAGUGAGUCCGGUAACCUCGAAGCGCCACCCUUGACCUUGAUGAGUAUUGCUUUACGCACUGUCUUCAAUGUAAAGGAAAACAAACAAGAAAUUCUCGCAAUCAGUGCACGCAUAUAUCAAAAUAUUUCACUAAGCGACACCACUCCGCCGGAAAAGUUACCUUGUCAAACUUUUACUGUCGUGCGGCCGAACGGAUCGCAUUUUCCUAUCGGUUUCGAGGGGAUAGUUAAACAACGUUCGAUAGGCCUGGUCAAGCUGGUUAAGCAGGAGAAUGAGAUUCUAAGCUUCUUCCUUGCCCGCCUAGACUUAGUUGAUCCAGAUGUUCUCGUUGGCCACCAAUUGGAAGGCGUAGAUUUCAGCAUCCUACUAAGUCGAUUUCAGGCCAGAAAGACUCCACAGUGGUCACGCAUUGGUCGUAUGAGGCGUACCCAAUGGCCGGGAUCCAUGGGGAAAAUGGGGGGCAAUUUCUUUGCAGAGCGAACGCUAAUGUCAGGCCGUCUCAUGUGUGACUUAGCCAAUGAUAUGGGAAAAUCGACUAUGACUAAAUGUACGUCUUGGACGCUCACCGAGAUGUGCAGCCUUUACUUGUCAGGUGCCAAUCGUCGAGAAAUCGAUAACGAUGUUGCAUUGAAGACAUGGGCUACUAACAAAGACGGGUUAAUGGACUAUGUCAGCCAUUGUGAAGCAGAUACGUACUUCAUCGCAGCUCUCGCCUUGAAGGUUCAAAUGCUUCCUUUAACGAAAGUUCUUACUAACUUGGCUGGAAACUCUUGGGCAAGAACACUUACCGGUACUCGAGCCGAGCGCAACGAAUACAUUUUGUUACAUGAGUUUCAUCGCAAUAAGUACAUUUGCCCUGACAAAGCUGUUUUCAAGGGUAAGCAGCAGGUUGAGGAAGAGAAUGCUGAUGAAGAAAGUGGAGAUGUAAAGAAGAAGGAUAAGUAUAAGGGAGGUCUAGUUUUCGAGCCAGAGAAAGGGUUAUACGACAAAUUUGUCCUUGUCAUGGAUUUCAAUUCCUUGUACCCCAGUAUUAUCCAGGAAUUCAACAUCUGCUUCACUACAGUUGAUAGGUUAAACUUGGUAUGUCCUUGAUCUUCCUGCGGAAGGAAACAUUGUACUAAUGUGUAUAGUCCGAUGAUGAGGAUCGGGUUCCAGAGGUCCCAACAGAUCAGGAACAAGGUAUCUUGCCUAAGCUUAUUGCCACACUUGUCAGUCGACGUCGACAAGUCAAGAGCCUCAUGAAAGACAAACAUGCGACCUCGGAGCAGUUGGCGACUUGGGAUAUCAAGCAAUUGGCAUUGAAGCUUACUGCGAACUCUAUGUAUGGUUGUUUGGGAUACACCAAGUCUAGGUUUUAUGCUCGACCACUUGCGGUUCUCACGACAUACAAAGGUCGUGAGAUUCUCCGAAGUACCAAAGAUCUGGCCGAGAGCAAAUCGUUACAAGUCAUCUAUGGUGAUACGGAUUCCGUCAUGAUUAAUGCCAACGUCGAUAACAUUCAGGAUGCCCUUGCAGUUGGGAACGACUUCAAAAAAUCCGUCAACGAUCGUUAUAAGUUACUGGAGAUUGAUAUCGACAAUGUAUUUAGACGCAUUUUACUUCAGGCAAAGAAGAAAUAUGCCGCAAUCAAUCUUGUACAGGUUGAUGGAAAAUUCGUUGACAAGAUGGAAGUCAAAGGUCUGGAUAUGAAGCGUCGUGAAUACUGUAAUUUGUCAAAGGAGGUCUCCUCUCAACUGUUGAACGAAAUUCUUUCCGGUGAUGAUGCAGAGGCUGUUAUCACUCGGAUUCACGAUUACCUUCGUGAAAUUUCGACAAAAAUGAGAGAAGGGAAUGUUCCAGUCCAGAAAUAUACAAUCUACACGAAACUCGGAAAAGCGCCUAAGGAUUAUCCCAAUGCUGACAACAUGCCACAAGUUCAGGUCGCUUUGCGCGAAAUGGCCAAGGGAAAACAAGUUCGAAAGGACGAUGUCAUAGCGUACAUUGUGACAGGAGAAGGGAAAACAUCUGAGAAUGCUGCUAAACGCUCAUUCACACCUCAAGACGUGAUGAAGCGUGACUCGGAUCUCAAACCAGAUGUUGAAUGGUAUCUCUACAAACAGAUUUUUCCACCCGUCGAGCGGUUGUGCGCAAACAUUUCUGGUACAGAUACAGUACGUCUGGCUGAUUGUCUUGGACUUGAUGCACGGAAAUAUAGUAUCAACAACAAUAACUCAUCAGGAGGCAACGAAGCAGAGAUUCAUCCACUCGAAAGUCAAAUCGAUGACUCUGUACGCUUCAAAGAUUCCAGUCGUCUCACUCUCCGCUGUCGAUCAUGUAAAGCUACUUUCGGAUUCGAAGGACUCCUCAACAGUACAGAGAAUUGCUCUCCCUCCGGCAUCAUCUGUCGCUGUGGCAACAUUCUCUCCACUCUUUCAAUCAUGACACAACUUGAACAUCAAAUCCGCCAAGAAACAUGUAAAUAUUAUGAAGGUUGGCUUGUAUGCGAUGAUCAAGCGUGCGGUAAUCGCACCAGACAAAUGAGCGUUUAUGGACGCAGAUGUUUAGGGCCAAAGGGCUUGGCUCAAGGAUGUCUAGGGAAGAUGCGAUACGAAUACACGGAGAAAAUGAUGUAUAAUCAGCUGUUGUACUUUGCUAGUUUGUUCGAUGUUGACAAGGCAAAGGGUAAUGCGAGGGGUACCGAGAAAGGUAAGGUCUCUAUUCUUGUUCUAUAUGAAAUUUAUGUGCCAGAAAUUAAUAUGUUCAUAGAACUUGUCUCAGCACUAGCAGAACAUAAUCGCGUCAGAUUCGGCACGCUGAAAAAUGUGGUAGAUAAAUAUCUGGAUAAAUGUGGAAGGCAAUGGGUUGCAAUGGAUAGUCUUUUUGGGAAAUUGGGCUUCCUCGCCAUGUGAUCUGGUUGCAUGUAUGGCCUUAUAUAGGAUAGGCUUUGUUGGUAUAAUUAAUGAAAGAAUGGGUGCAUGUAUGGCCUUAUAUAGGAUAGGCUUUGUUGGUAUAAUUAAUGAAAGAAUGGGUGCAUGAAUGUACGGGAGUUGGGUAUAUUCUCAUGGUUUGGUACAGGAUAGAUGGUACCGGGGGCGUUGUUUGUAAUAGGAAUUUUUAUAGUUGAAUAUAGCAUUUUGUUGGUGCUGGUGUGUGUGUGGACUGCUUUAGAUACUUCAACGAAA